Artibeus jamaicensis (Jamaican fruit-eating bat) is the source of this 6289-nucleotide messenger RNA. RefSeq names its product activating transcription factor 6 (gene ATF6). The transcript has 17 exons. Lineage: Eukaryota; Metazoa; Chordata; Mammalia; Chiroptera; Phyllostomidae. Gene Ontology annotation, cellular component: nucleus. The record is from RefSeq and is a predicted model, not a curated record. Gene Ontology annotation, molecular function: DNA-binding transcription factor activity, RNA polymerase II-specific; RNA polymerase II cis-regulatory region sequence-specific DNA binding. Gene Ontology annotation, biological process: endoplasmic reticulum unfolded protein response; regulation of transcription by RNA polymerase II. Bases 437 to 2416 code for a protein of 659 amino acids.
GGGACCGUGGGAAUGACUGCGCUGGGCUGUAAGGGAUACGUGUUCUUAAGGUCGGGUGUUUUCAACUUUGUCCGCCGAGCACGCGUUAAAAACGGAUCCUAUUCAGUGGCGUUCUCGAAGCUGUUUUAUAAAACUCAGUUGAGUGUUAAGUCGGAGUGGAUUUCUUUUUCUGCACCUAACCGAGUUUCCGGCCUGAAAAGCGGGACAGAAAGUGCUGCCAGCUCAGAAGGGAGCUGUCGGAGUCGCCGCGAUCUGGAGGUCCACGUUCAGGCUCGCACGGGAUCUUCGCGCGUUGAGGCGGUUUGUCCACGUUCGGCCACCGUCGCGCCCGCGUUGCGCAGCAUUUUGUCCGCUGGUCGCCGCCGUCCCGGCGUUAGUCUUAGAGUGCCAGGAGCCGGAGCGCGUGUUCGGGGGCGCGGGCGGCGUAGCCCGUACCAUGGAGUCGCCCUUCAGCCCGGAGCUCCCUCUGCGGCCGGAUGAGGAUUGGGACUCUGCGCUGUUUGCUGAGCUCGGCCGCCUCACAGACACGGACUUGGACGCAGACCUGGACGCAGCUGCCGGGAUUUAUGCAAGCAAUUUUGAUAGCCUUGAUUUCGAUUUGGAUUUGAUGCCGUGGGAGACAGGCAUGUGGGACAUCAGCAAGCAGCUCUGCACAGGCUUACCUGUCAAGGCGGAGCCCCAGCCCCUCUCGCCGGCCUCCUGCAGCUGCUCGCUGUCAUCCCCGCAGUCCAUGGACUCGGCCUCACCCACCCAGCACGUCCCUGAGGAGCUGGAUUUGUCUUCUGCUUCCCAGAUGUCUCCCCUCUCCCUCUACGGAGAGAGUUCCAGCAGCCCUUGCUCGGCCGAGUCUCUGAAGGAAGACAAGCCUGUCCCCAGUCCCAGGAGCAAAACCGAAAAUGGACUGACUCCAAAGAAAAAACUUCAGACAAAUUCAAAACCUUCAAUUCAGCACAAGCCUUUGCUGCUUCCAGCUGCACCCAAACCUCAGACAAACCCCUGCGUUCCCGCGAAAGCCAUCGUCAUUCAGGCCCUGCCCGCACUGAUUCCGGUGGCAAAGCAGCAGCCCGCAAUCAGCAUCCACCCCGCACCCGCCAAAGGUCAGACCGUGGUGCUGUCUCAGCCUGCUGUGGUCCAGCUGCAGGCGCCCGGGGUCCUGUCCUCUCCCCAGCCUGUCCUGGCCAUCGCCAGGGGAGCCGCGCAGCUCCCGAACCACGUGGUCAGGGUGGUGCCGGCCCCUGUGGCCAGUAGCCCAGUGAAUGGAAAACUCGCUGUGGCUAAACCUGUCCUACAGAGUACCGGGAGAAGCGUGGGCUCAGACAUUGCUGUGCUCCGGAGGCAGCAGCGGAUGAUCAAGAACCGGGAGUCGGCCUGCCAGUCCCGCAAGAAGAAGAAGGAGUACAUGCUGGGGCUGGAGGCCCGGCUCAGGGCCGCCCUGUCCGAGAACGAGAAGCUGAGGCAGGAGAACGGGUCGCUGAAGCGGCAGCUGGACCAGGUGGUGCUGGAGAACCAGAGGCUGAAAGUGCCCAGUCCGAAGCGCAGAGCCAUCUGCGUGAUGGUGCUGCUGGCCCUCGUGCUCCUGAACUGCGGGCCCUUCAGCAUGCUGGAGCAGGAUUCCAGGAGAAUGAGUCCUAGCGUGAACCCUGCAAAUCAAAGGAGGCAUCUUCUCGGAUUUUCUGCCAAGGAGGUGCAAGACACACCUGACAGUGUCAUCCAGGAAGACAGCUACAGGCACGACCAGGCCGUCUCGGAUGACAAAGCUCUGAUGGUGCUGAGCGAGGAGCCCGUGCUGUACCUGCCGCCCCCUCCGUGUCGGCCCCUGAUCAACACCACGGAGUCCCUCAGGUUAAAUCAUGAACUUCGAUGGUGGGUGCACAGACACGAGGUGGAAAGGACCAAGUCGAGGAGGAUGACGAACCAUCAGCACAAAGCCCCUGUUCUUCAGGGUGCGCUGCAGCAGGGCCCACCUUCGCAGCUCCUGGCCGUCCAGUACACGGAGACUACCAGCGUCAGGACGGCGGGGAGCGAGCUCCAGGUGUACCGCGCCUCCCCCGGGAGCCACCGGGACUUCUUCGACGCCAUCCGCAGGAGGGGAGACACGUUUUACGUCGUGUCAUUUCGGAGGGAUCACCUGCUGCUGCCAGCGACCACCCAUAACAAGACCGCAAGACCGAAGAUGUCGAUCGUGCUGCCCGCCAUGAACGUCAGUGAGAAUGUGAUCGAUGGGCAGGACCACGAGGUCAUGAUGCAGAUCGACUGCCAGGUGAUGGACACCAGGAUCCUGCACAUCAAGAGCGCGUCAGUCCCGCCCUACCUCCGGGAGCAGCAGCAGAACCAGACCAGCACCCUCUUCGGGGCCCCGCCCGCAGCCACGGAGGCAGCCCGGGUGGUCAGCGCCAUCCCGGAGUCGCUGCAGUAGCCCUGGGCCACUCGGGCUUCGAGUGGGACCCACAGGCUGGGGGCGGGGCACAGGUGCUUCCUCCCGCCUUCCUGGUGGCGUCUGAUCCAGGACCUGGCCCGAGAUCAAGUUCGGGGGCAGAGAAAAGGAGCUGCCCCAUCUCCAUGUCCACCUGUCUCCCCCUGGCAGGGCCCGGGAUUCGGACACAGGGCGUGUGGCCCUUUCCCCUCCGUGUGGCCUUGAGUAGACUCCUGUGUUUUUGAGUCGAUUCCCCUGUGUGUUUCCUGUUUCGUCACCUACUGUAAGUCAGCCCCGCUCACUGCGCUGCCCCUCACUCGCCAGCAUGGGCUGCGUGUCACCAGCCACAGCAGCACACGUCUCGUGAGUUCGUGUAGACCCACUGUGCGCGCUGCGUGCCCUGGAAACCAGAUUUGGAACUGGACAGCCCAGCACACCCCCAAGCCAGCACAGCGCGGUGGUGCAUUAGGGAAGGGGGAGCCUCGGUGGGUGGGGCUGCCCUGCACGCAGGUGACGGUUGGGGGCCAGCAGGUAGCGAGUUUGAAAGUAUGAGCAGGACGGGUCAGGCCAGCGGCAGGUCCCCAUGAGCAGACACUGACUGUUCGCUGGGAUUGCCGUCUGCGGUCGGAGCCACAGCUGCCGUGUCUUUCGAGGGUCGAUGGCCACUGGGCCGAGUCUUCUCUCUGCUCGCCACGUGGGCCCUGCGGGGCCGCAGCACACACAGACCCUCCCUUCCCGUCGUGAGCCCCCACCUGCCAUCCCCUCUGCUAGGCAGUGAUGCCACAUUUAGCCACAGGGCUUAGCAAACGAGAGCAUUCUGUCUUGAAAAUGACCAACGUUCUUAGUCCCGGAGACUGUGUGGCCAGGAAAGUGGGGUUCCUGCCGGGUGGUGGGGGGCAGCCGCUGUGGUUCAAGAAAAGAAAAAAGACUGAAGUGUUGUCCUCGCUCGUUUUGCGCUCUGCGUGGAUGCUGCCCUUGGUCUUGGAGGUGAGCCUGCCUUGCCGCCCUCCUGCCCUGGGCUCUCACUCCACGGACGGGGCCUCCUGCCCUCACCUCCUCCAUCGGACCCUCCCGUCCACUGUUCCCUCCUGUCUGCACCACCCUCCCAGAGAUAGUGCAGCAGCCACGGCUUGGCUGGCGGACUCUAGGCGGCUCCCCAGGAUUUGGAAGCCUCAGCGUCGUGCGGGCUGGGUGCUUCUGCUCAGGCUAGUGGGCGGCUUUCUGAGGACUCGGUUUAACCUGUGAGGGGUGUGGCCCUGCUGCUUUUUCCCCAGGAAGCUGGCAUGUGACCCAGCCAUCCCCCUCUCCAGCGCAAGCCAGGGGGCCGCGUGGCGUCCCCCAUCCUGGUGUCGUGCCAGCAGGCUGUGCUGGCCGCGGCCACACUGACCUCUCGGGCCAGGGCCUGCUGCAGGCCCAGGGUUGGGGGUCAGCUGGACCCAGUUCUGUGCCAGGGCUGCCCUGCAGACCGAGUGGGGGUGCUCAGUACGUGAGCGGCGGCAGCUCCCUCCUCCCCUGCGUGGACCGUGGAGAUGGCUCCUCCGCGCAACUUUGACCGGAUCCAUCUGUCCCCAGCGUGUCCUGUGCUCACGGACCUGUUUGUUGGAGGAAGAUGUCAUUUGUGAUCUCGUCCGGCCACAGCACUGCCCCGGGACCACACGGGGCCUGGAGAGGCAUCAGGAGGAGGAGGCAGUGGGGCAGAGGGCUGGCCCGGCCCUGUGUGGGGACAUCAGAGCAGGCGCGGUGUCCCCUUCUCUCUGGGGCAAGGGGCACAUUCUCCUCAGGACAGAGUCUCGGGAAUGAGUGGCUGGCAUGGAGGACAUGGCGCCUGCGUGCUUCUGUCACCCCGUGACUUCCACUAUGUGGCUCCGGGACUCGCCACGCUGCCUGCUGGCAGAUGAGGCCGGGUGUCGGCUCGGUUUUUAGGAGCUUGCCUUUUGGAGGCUGCAGCCAGGCCUUCUGAGGGACAUGCGUGUACAUGUGUAUAGAACUUCUAACUUACUCAGUCUGCGUGUGGGGGGUUCACAGGCUUCUGAGGAUCCGAGAUAAACUCAGGGAGGGGCAGGCCCACUUACUCCUGAUGGCUGACCAGCAGUGCCAUCUGCGGACAUGGGGACACACCGUCCCAUGCUUCUCCGUUGGGUGGUGGUGGGCGCUGUGUGCGAGGAUGGCGUCCUCCCAGAGUGGGGGUCAGUGGGGGGUCAGUCCCAGAACAGACAGCUAUUUGGCGGUGCUUGUGGUCUGCAGGUUCCCAUCAGGCUGCUGGGUGGGUGUGUACGUUCCUGAGCAAAACGUCCUCGUGGUGGUCGGCGCCCAGAGCACCUUCUGGUCGCCCCGCAGUGCACAUCGAACGGGGCUUUCUCCUCCUUUCUUGUCAGUAAGCGGGCUCGGGGGUGGGUGCAGGCAGCGGCAGGUCAUGCGCUGGGUACGCCUCACUUGGAAGUGGGCAAGGGACUUGGGGUUCAAGCUGACUCCCCUGUCCUUUGAAUGGGACACGGUUCUGAUCGAACUUCCCGUCCUGGCUUGUUGUUCCUCAGCGUUGGGAGCUGUCUCUGCCCUGUGUCCCGAUUCUCCUCUCCUCCCACUCAGAUGUGACCCUCCAUGGGUGCAUCGCAGGGAAAACCGGUCACCGCGUCCAACUUCCUAAAGGUGACACUUCCCGGCAGCUCCACUCACAGGUCCCUCUUGGGAAUGACCACUAAGAGCCGGAGCCGGGCCCUCCAUUGUCCCUGCUCCGCACAGAUCAACCUCACAUGCUUGUUGGUGCCGCUGUGGAUGGAUGCUCGUGGGUGGGUACCUGUGGAUCCCUUAGCCCUCACCAAGAGGGGUGGUUUUAUUUACAGAAAUCAAGGAUCUUUGCUGCUAGUAUGAAUGCUAACUAUAACUUUUAAAAGCAAGAGUAAUGCCUAAAAGAAGGUAGAAUGUAAGAAAGUUUCAUUCCUAUCCCUAAUUUUAGGAUGGGGCAAUUCCUGUCCCCACCUACCACUGCCCCUAGGGGCUGUGUCUGACUUUUAAUUUCCUAGGAAACAGAAUCCUGGGCUCACCCACGGGGUGUUGCCAGUGCCUAAGUGGGAGCAGGCAGUUCCCUCCUCACCAGAAAGGGCGUCCGAGUGAUCUGCUAACUCAGGUCUUUAAUGGCAGCUCCUGGAGCAAGGCUUCCUUUGGAGGGACGGGCUCCAGCAGCUGCUGCUGACGUCUGUCGGCAGGUGUGUCAGAAUGUGAAGUGGGGGGAACAGGAAGGUUCUUGCGGGGGCUCAGUCCUGGUGUGGGUGUGUCGGCCCCUGUUGGGGAGCAGGCCUCACACCCAGCACCAAUUUGCUGGUCUGGGCAUCGGGCACUCGGCACGUUGGGAGACUGCCCACGGUCCCCAGUGGGAACCGAGGAGUGAGUAAGGCUUGGUGUGUUAGUUGCCAAGGUCAACAAGCACCCUGCCGGCUUGCUGCCUGUCCUGGCAGCGAAGGUGGGGCAUGUCCCCCAGGGUGAUAAUCCCAGGCGUGUUAGCUGGCUGACCUUGGCAAAUGCACACUGGAUGUCUUACCUGACACUGAGCCCUGGCUUCCAGGCUGGUCACCUGGAGAGGUGCGGGCUGCAGGUGAGCGCUCUCGUGCACCAGGGCCUGUAGGUGCCGGCGACGUGUCCUGACCAUCCUGUUGGCCGUGGGGCCGGGCUGCCAGCAAAGGGCUCGUCGAGCCUGGGGUCCAGCAUCCUCCCGAGGCGGGGUCUGCGCCAACCACCAGUGGGUAGCCUGCCCCUGAGCACGCGUGUCCGUCUACAGCAGGAGGACGAGUCAGGGAUGGCGCGCGGUUGCCGGUUUGUGGGCAGUCUUCACAGUGCAAUACUCGUUCUCUCUGGAAUGUGAAUAAAGAGUUUUCCAACGUG